Tympanuchus pallidicinctus (lesser prairie-chicken) is the source of this 3764-nucleotide messenger RNA. RefSeq names its product transmembrane protein 184A (gene TMEM184A). Bases 1114 to 2382 code for a protein of 422 amino acids. Lineage: Eukaryota; Metazoa; Chordata; Aves; Galliformes; Phasianidae. The record is from RefSeq and is a predicted model, not a curated record. The transcript has 9 exons. Gene Ontology annotation, cellular component: early endosome membrane. Gene Ontology annotation, molecular function: transporter activity. Gene Ontology annotation, biological process: transport.
GUGGUGGGGUAGAGCCUGUGGUAUGGGCUUGACAGAGGGCUGGGUGCUGCUCUGCCUUGGUUAUGUGUGCUAUAGGUGCUUCCUCCUGGUGGUGUGGGGGUGGUAUAGAGAGGCUGCUCGUAAACAGCCCCGAGCUGGGCUUUAUCUGGAUGCAAUCAGCAGGAAAGGAGUGCCUGAUGCUGGCAGGACGCAGCCUGGCCGCUCCCAUCCCUGGGUGCAGAUCAGCCAUCUCCCCUCACCAGCAGCGUGGCCUGGGCACAGCGAUCCUGCAGACAGCCUGCCCAAACCCAGCGCACUGUCCAUGGUUUUCGGUUCAGCUUUCACUGAGCGCCUCCAGUAUCCAGGGAUUGAGCAGAGCGGGCAGUCGGAGCACAGCAGGUGUCUGCCCCGUGUCUAAGAGCUGCCUGUUGGGAUGUGCCAUCCUGUCGAGCUGAGUUUUGGGGCUAAAAUUACCCUCACACCUCCUGGCUGCCUUUGUUUUGGAAGCAAAUGGGCCCUUGGCUGCAUUGAGUUGCCCGGCUAUGUUGCACGGCCGGGAUCUGGUUACCUCUGGAGCUGGGAGCCCUGUCUCUGAGUGGCACUGAGGCUUUUGUUUUUAAUGACUUGCUGCGACGCGUUAAGAGUUUUACAAUGCAGGAGAGCCUGCCAGGAAGGCCGCUGGUGCCGAGCUGCUUGCUGCACAGCCGGGCUGUGAAAGCUAAUAGGAGCUGGGACAGCUUGGGCCAAGCAUCUGUGGCACGGCGCCGGGCUGAAGGCAGAAUAAAUGGGUCUGGAGCUGAACACAGCUCUCUGCCAUGUCCCACGGAGCAAGCCCGAUUGUGCUCUUCCUUAGCACAAAGCUUGAGGAGAGUGAGAACAUCCAAACCUGACUUAGGGCAUCCCCAAAACAAGCUGUGGGGAAGGGUCUUGCCACGGAAGGGUCCCAAUACGGCUUCCUCCCUCCUGCCUGUACCGCCAGCUCUCCCUGGCCUCCUGUUAAUGUUUACAAGGGCUGUCCAAAGAACAGAUCCCUCCCCGGGAUCCUGCUUCCUGCCGGCCUGGGCAGGGUGACGACAGCUGCACAAAGGAAAACCCUCAGCUCCUGCUGCCCUGAGAGCCCAACUGCAGCUGCAGAUGAGUAAUGCCACCCAUGCUUGGCCCUCUCCUGCGGCGCCCAGCUCUCCAGGGCCGGGCACAGCUGCCAGGCUGGCCUCCGCCACCCCAUCCUCAGCCCUCACCCUGCUCACAGCUGCUCACAACGACUCCAAGGAUGGCCAGCAGCUCUUCCUGACCACAACAACAGCACGGGUCAUCUCCGGCAUCUUCGUGUGGUCGGCACUCGUCAUCACCUUCCACCAGAUCUACACGCACCUGAAGAACUACACCAUCCCCAAGGAGCAGCGCUACAUCAUCCGCAUCCUUUUCAUCGUGCCCAUCUACGCCUUCGACUCGUGGCUCAGCCUCCUGCUCCUUGGCAGCCACCAGUACUAUGUCUACUUCGACUCAGUGCGCGACUGCUAUGAGGCUUUCGUGAUUUACAGCUUUCUGAGCCUGUGCUUUGAGUACCUUGGUGGGGAGAGCACCAUCAUGACUGAGAUCCGAGGGAAACCCAUUGCGUCUAGCUGCUUGUACGGGACCUGCUGCCUCCAGGGCAUGUCCUACUCCAUUGGCUUCCUGCGCUUCUGUAAGCAGGCCACGCUUCAGUUCUGCAUUGUGAAACCCCUCAUGGCAAUUGUCACCAUCAUCCUGCAGGCGUUUGGGAAGUACCACGACGGGGACUUCAAUGUCCGAAGUGGCUAUCUGUACAUCACCAUCAUCUACAACUUCUCUGUCAGCCUGGCUCUUUAUGCCCUCUUCCUCUUCUACUUCGCCACCAUGGACCUGCUGCGCCCUUUUGAGCCAGUCCUCAAGUUCAUCACCAUCAAGGCUGUCAUUUUCCUCUCCUUCUGGCAAGGGACACUGCUGGCAAUCCUGGAGAAAUGCGGGGUGAUCCCCGAAGUUCAGAUCAUCGAUGGGAAGGAGGUGGGGGCUGGGACUGUGGCUGCUGGAUACCAGAACUUCAUCAUCUGCAUUGAGAUGCUCUUUGCUUCCAUUGCGCUGCGCUACGCUUUUAGCUGCCGGGUGUACAGAGAGAAGAAAGAAAACUCAACAGCAAACCUUGCCCCGAUGCAGAGCAUCUCGAGCGGGCUGAAGGAGACGAUGAGCCCGCAGGACAUCGUGCAGGAUGCCAUCCACAACUUCUCGCCCACCUACCAGCAGUACACCCAGCAGGCCAUGCAGGAGGCAGAGCGCAAGGCGCCGGAUGAGAACGGGCACGUGGCCUGCAGGGCAGAGGGAGCAGGAGGCAGGAAGAGCAAAAACAUCGAGAAGAGAGUGCUGAUCCUGUCGGACGAGGAGCUGUAGGAGAUAUCCGAGGGGACAGAGACAUUGGAGAGGCUUAAAUGCAAGGAAGGGGGGACUCUCGAGGCUGUGACAACCUGGUCAUGUUGGCACGCUGGAAGGAGGAGAGCCAGGAACUCUACUCAUAAAGCCAGUUCCUAAAAGGGAAGAUGCAAUAACCGGGGAAAGGUUAAAAUAGUGCCAGCUUCUGACUCAUCUCUGAGGUGUUAGGGACUGUGCUCUCUGCUUCACUGCCAGUCUGGGUGCCAGCCCUGUGCCCAUACCCCUGCUGGGCUCCCAGUGAGCCAGGACCGCCCCAGUGCUGUUGGGCAGACUGGCCUCCUCACCCUGCUCUUACCUCCAAACAGCACCGAGACCUGACAAAAAUGCUUUUCUCAGCACAGUUCUGCUCUAGUUUCUCCUGAUUUGGGUAAAAAAAUGAUCUCCAGGGCCCCAUGGAGAAAAGCAGUGCAGGAAGGUGACUUCAAUUCACCUCAAAACCUGGUAAAAUUUGAAAGACAUCAUGCCUUAUUUUUAUGUUUUCCUCUCUACUUCCCUUCAAAAAGCCCACAGAGCUGUACAGGAGCCCUUUACCAGGAGGAAGAGCAGCUCAUCCUCCUCGGCCUCCAGAUGGGGAUGCAGCUGCUGGACCGGAUCUCCUGGGAUCAGAAGUGGGACCUCUCCUGGACCUCACCGCACGGUCCUGCAGCUGCAUUCCUGAAGGCUGCAGUGACAGAGGAGCUUGUUUAUGUCUGAACCCAUUUAUCUGCAAGCGGAUCAGGAGUUAAAAGGGAUUCCAGCUUUCUUAUCAGAGCCAUUAGGGAACCAGACUGUGACUGGUGGUGGUAGGAAUGCACCGACCGGGAACUGUCUGUUCCUCCUAACUCCUCUCCAUCCCCUGUCCCUACCCUGCAUGCAAGAAGCAAGUGCUGCAAGACCAGAAUCAGCGGACGCUGGAGGCCCUGGGGAACUCAGCUGCAUUGAGGGCUGUGUGAGCCAUUUCCCAGAGCACCACAGCAUCCCACAAAUCCGUCGCCCUGCCUGGGCUCUGAGAAGGCACGUGGGGCUGAGCCACUGAGACAGAUUUUCUCUGUCCUGCUAAACUUCCUCUCCAGUUUUAUUUUCUCCUAUUUCUGUUCCCCUGCUGUUAAUCAGAUGAUCCCCUAGGGAACUUCUUCGGGCACCAGCCAGCUGUUGGCUGGGGUGGGAGCUGGGCAGUGGAAGGACAGGGGCAAGUCUGGAGCCUUUGAUUUGCAGUCACAUGGCAAACAAGCCUACGGGUGAGGCUUAUAGCUGUUUUACAGCUCCUAGUAUUGUUUUAUUCCCUGCUCUUGAGCUGCAAAGUGUAAAUUGCAAGAGGAAAUUAUUUAUGAUUUUUUUUUUCUAAUAAACAGCAAUUUCUACCA